Molecule: messenger RNA, 1785 nt
Organism: Mixia osmundae IAM 14324
Lineage: Eukaryota; Fungi; Basidiomycota; Mixiomycetes; Mixiales; Mixiaceae
Product: glycoside hydrolase family 18 protein
Exons: 3
Coding region: 1-1785 (594 amino acids)
Biological process (GO): carbohydrate metabolic process; chitin catabolic process
Cellular component (GO): extracellular region
Molecular function (GO): chitin binding; chitinase activity
Source: RefSeq, a predicted model, not a curated record
AUGCUGUCGACCCCGCUUCUGCUUCUGUCUGGUCUGUCGCUACUUAUACAUGUACAGGCGGCCGUGACAGGUCAGCCCUACGUUGGCGCAUACUACGCCGGCUACAGCUCGCUCAGUCCCACUGAUAUACCCUAUUCGUCUUUGACCAAUAUCAACUUCUUUGUGGCCACGACGACAAUCGACGGCGGUCUCAGCUUCUCCUCAACUACGGACGCAACUAUCAAGGCAACAGUGGAAGGCGCCAAGUCGACUGAUACGUCUGUCUCGUUGACACUUGGGGGCUGGACUGGGAGUGCCUACUUUAGCUACGAUGUCGGAAGCUCAGCCAACCGCACAGCAUUUGCAAAGCUCGUCAGUUCGACAGUGACUCGGUAUGGCUUCUCAGGCGUCGAUAUCGACUGCGCUCUUGGACAGAAGCCGAUCAUCUCGCUAGCAGUGUCAGUCGGAGGAUUGCGUGAUUCUGCCGGCACUUCUUUGUCGACGUAUACCAACUUCUUGUCCAGUGUCGACUAUCUAAUGAUCAUGAAUUAUGACAUAUGGGGCCCAUAUGGCCAGGGUCUCUCGGGACCGAAUGCACCUCUGUACACCUGCUCAUCACAGUCGAGCGGCAAUCCCUACAGUGCCUCAGAAGCUGUCUCAUACUUUCAAGAGGCAGGCUGGCCAGCUUCGCGCCUCAUUCUUGGAGUUCCAUCAUACAGCCAUUCCUUCAGUACUACUAGCGCUAGUCUGAGCACAACGACAUGCGGCUCGGCUCAGUCUCAGCUCUACCAGGCUGGACCUGCAAGUGAUACGGCACCUGCUGGCGCAAUAGAUCAGACCACUUUCGCUGGGCUCAUUGCGGAUGGUUACCUCAAUAGCGCAGGCACGGCAGGUGCCGGCGGCUUCGUUCGCCUGUUUGACACGAGCAGCUCGACGCCUUUCCUGUUCAGUAGCAGUCAGAAGAUCCUGAUCAGCUACGAUGAUGCUCAAAGUAUGUCGCUCAAGGGCGCUUUUGCAAAGCAACAUGGUCUUGCCGGCGUUUCAAUGUUCGAGCUCAGCGGCGAUACAGCUGAUCACAUGCUCCUCAACGCGUAUCGAAGCGGUUUCUUGACUGGUAGUGCGAUGAUGGCAACCUCUACUGCGGGUGUCACGACAGCUACUGCUACCUCGAAUGGAGCAAGCACCACCGCUCAUGCCAGUUCGACGCUCAGUACGAGCGCGUCUGUCAAGACGACGCCGACGCAAUCGACGAGCUCGACAAUCCUCACGGUCGAUUCUAUACGAACAUUCACAUCAAGCCUGAGCUCGAAUUUUGCGUACACGGUCAUGACCACGACAGGCAAAGUGUCUUCUACCUCAACUGCAACAGCGUCCGCAGUCACAGUUGCCACAACAUCGUCUAUCAGAAUGACCACCAAGCUCAGUACCCUUUCCACCGCCACAGCCACAGCGAAGCCGACGACUACCUCUACUGUGUUGAAAAGCAACAGCACGAGCAAGACAAGCGCUCAGGCCGGUAAGACGACUGCAAAGCCUGUCAAGCCGACGAAGAAGGCUAGCAAGCCGACGAAGAAGUCAAAGCCGAAGAAGUCGAAGACGAAGAAGGUAACGCCGAAGAAGGUGGCGAAGAAGACGAGCAAGAGAAAGGCCUCUAUGCGGCUACAGAGCCGACAUUUGGAUCCUCGGGGUGACCCGGCUUCUCAUCAUCGCCGCAGCGCAAUGCGAGCGCAUCUGUCACAUGUGAAUGAUCAUCAUAUGGGUUUUCCAGCACAGCGUAGACAUCACGAGCAAUUCAUUGUAUCCUAG